Messenger RNA from Theileria parva strain Muguga, 1629 nucleotides. RefSeq names its product WD domain G-beta repeat protein (gene UTP15). Gene Ontology annotation, biological process: positive regulation of transcription by RNA polymerase I; rRNA processing. The coding region runs from base 108 to 1577 and encodes 489 amino acids. The record is from RefSeq and is a predicted model, not a curated record. The transcript is spliced from 3 exons. Gene Ontology annotation, molecular function: protein binding. Gene Ontology annotation, cellular component: nucleolus. Lineage: Eukaryota; Apicomplexa; Aconoidasida; Piroplasmida; Theileriidae.
UACGAUAUAUUCAAAAUUUUGUAAAUUAUGCUAAUUAAAUUUAUUAAAUUAUUAUCGCAACUCUUUUUCAUAAAAUUUUACACCGUAAACGGGUUUACUCGACCACCAUGGGCGAAUAUUUCAAGGUCCGAGCGGUAGAAGGUCUUAGGCAAUCGGCUCCUGAGCCUACCGAACAGGACCAAAACCUUAAAAGUUACUUUAAAUGGCUAAAAGUCGUCGGCAAAGCCAAAGAAUCCUCUACCAUCUCUAAUAUCUCUUUUUCUCAAUCGGAUCAUCUCUGUUCUAUUUCAUUUGGGACAAAAGUUAAGUUUUAUGAUUACGAAAACCAAACGGUUUGUUAUACAUAUAACUCCUCCAAGAGCUUUGUACGCUGCGCUUCAUUCCGCCCUGACUCUAAGCUUGCUGCCGUUUCUGACGACUCUGGAAACGUUGAUGUUGUGGCUCUGGAGUUGAAAAGCUUGCUUAGACGUUUCAUGGCUCACGAAGGACCUUGUCACUGCCACGCAUUCUCAUUUGAUAAGCUUAGUCUCCUAACAGGUGGCGACGACUCAGCAGUUAAGCUCUGGGAUGUUGCUCAGGAAACAUGCUCACUAACACUAAACGGACAUACAGAUCGAGUCAGAUGGCUAACUCCCGUUUCUGGGGAUUGCAACCUCUGGGCCACUGCCUGCUAUGAUAAAAUCGCACGUGUAUAUGAUAUCAGAACACCUGAAAAGCCAGUUACAACACUUCAAAUGGACUCCCCAGUUGAACAUGUUUCCAUAUCUUCUUCAGGUUUUAGCCUUAUUACCACCGGAGGAAACCAGGUUAAGGUUUGGGAUAUUUCCUCAGGUUUAAAGUUGGAGCUGACUGUUUCUCCUCAUUUGAGGGCAAUCACCAGGUCGUUUCUAUCAGACGAUGAUAAUCUUUUAAUCACAUCUUCACUUGACGGCACCGUCAAAUACAGUGAUAUCAAUAAUGGCCUGAAAGUUUCCCACAUGUAUAGAUUUGAUGGCGAAAUCACUUCAUUUGACUUCAAGUAUAAUAAUGCUUUAGCUGUAGGGCUAUCCACGUCAGACUGGCUAAUACGUUAUAACAACAAACUUGACUCCGGGAACGAUAUUGGAAGUUAUGUGAUGAACGGUUUGGAAACAGCCAGAGUAGACACAGUGAGAGAUAGUGUAGAAGUUUUGGGAUAUAAACCAAUGAAACUUGGACUCCUAGAUCGUCUAGUUAGGACUUUCCAGUAUAAAGCUGCUAUGGACUUAGCCCUCACCCUAACGACUUCACAUGUUUAUAAUUUAAUUGAGUUAUUGAUUUUAAGGGGAACGCUAUCAACGGCAGUGAGAAACCGCGAUGAAAAGACCAUUUUACCUUUACUUAAGUUCGUCUCAAAUCAAAUAAACAAGGAUAUAAACAACACUAACCUUUUACUGGAGUUUUUAAUCACUAUUUUGGACAACAACCGCUGGCUAAAGGAGUGCACAGAUGAGGCUGUUCUGGCUGAAAUGAAGAGGAUCCCCAACAAAAUCAACCUUGAAUUAUACCAACACACAAUUCUGCUUAGGCUUAAAGGCCUUAUUGAUCUCAUUAUAUAGUUUAAUAGCCUCUAAUAACAUUAAAUGUUAAUUUAUUGAUAAAUAUAUAAAA